Messenger RNA from Orycteropus afer afer, 852 nucleotides. It is a transcript of the gene TRIM40, whose product is annotated as tripartite motif containing 40. The record is from RefSeq and is a predicted model, not a curated record. Gene Ontology annotation, molecular function: zinc ion binding. NCBI's taxonomy places the organism in Eukaryota, Metazoa, Chordata, Mammalia, Tubulidentata, Orycteropodidae.
AUGGAGGUUGAGGUGAAGGCCAUCAUUCCUUUGCAGGAGGAUAGCGGGAAAGGCGGCUUCUGUUCCAUCUGCUUGGAGCAUUUGAAGGAGGCUGUGAGCACUGACUGUGGACACCUCUUCUGUCAAGAGUGCUUGGCCCGUCACUUGAAGGAUGGAGCCUCAGAAACCAGCUGCCCUGUCUGCCGGACCCCUUGUUCUGAGAAAGUGCUGGGGGAGGGCUAUGUGUGCCAGCGCCACCAGAAGUUGGUAAGCUUGUUUUGUGAAGAGCACUGCCUUCUUCUGUGUGAAAAGUGCCAGGAGUCCCCUGAGCACCAGUCUCAUCAGCACCUGGCCAUUGAAAAAGCCAGGAGCCACUACAAGGAACGGCUUGGCCGCAGGAUCAGGAAGCUCAAGAAGCUUAAAACUGAGGAGGAGAAGAAACUGCAAAUAUCACAGUUUAGGGUAGACUAUGGGGAUUACAGGCUGGAGGCUGAGAUGAAGAGCCAGCACCAAGCCAGGAAUGCCCUCCUUCAGCAGCAGCAGGACCAGCUGGAGGACCUGCAAGCACAGAAGACCAGAAUCUUGAACAUCUCCAAGGCAAUAACAGAGCUUAGCAACUUCAUCACUCCUCUGGAGAAGGCAGAGAAGCAACUGGAACCCAGCAUACUGAAGACAUCUUCAGCAGCUCUGACCUGCUCAUCUCUGGGCCAUCUCAUCUCAGACCCACCUCGGCUCUCGCCUUCUCCCACCCUUCCCAGUCCACCACUAGAUCUACUUGGUGCUUCUUCAGGCCUGCCAUCUCCUGAACAUUUCCCCCUUUCCUCAUCCCCACAGCAUGACCUGACCCUUGACUAUCUGACAUUUGGACAAUAG